GUGCGAAGUUUGUAGUUGAGCGUCUGAGCGACUGAUCGACGAUGUCUGGCCGCGGGAAGCAGGGCGGGAAGGCGCGCGCCAAGGCCAAGUCGCGCUCGUCGCGGGCCGGGCUGCAGUUCCCCGUGGGCCGCGUGCACCGGCUGCUGCGCAAGGGCAACUACGCGGAGCGGGUGGGCGCCGGCGCCCCGGUGUACCUGGCGGCCGUGCUGGAGUACCUGACGGCCGAGAUCCUGGAGCUGGCGGGCAACGCGGCCCGCGACAACAAGAAGACGCGCAUCAUCCCCCGCCACCUGCAGCUGGCCAUCCGCAACGACGAGGAGCUCAACAAGCUGCUGGGCAAGGUCACCAUCGCGCAGGGUGGGGUGCUGCCCAACAUCCAGGCCGUGCUGCUGCCCAAGAAGACCGACAGCCACAAGGCUAAGGCCAAGUGAGCCGGCCCCGCGGAAACGCGCAAAGCAGCGAAGUGAAACCCAAAGGCUCUUUUCAGAGCCACCCACAGUCCCGAG
Messenger RNA from Lagopus muta (rock ptarmigan), 506 nucleotides. Its product is annotated as histone H2A-IV. Gene Ontology annotation, cellular component: nucleosome. Gene Ontology annotation, molecular function: structural constituent of chromatin; protein heterodimerization activity; DNA binding. The record is from RefSeq and is a predicted model, not a curated record. The coding region runs from base 42 to 431 and encodes 129 amino acids. The transcript has a single exon. Lineage: Eukaryota; Metazoa; Chordata; Aves; Galliformes; Phasianidae.